Messenger RNA from Phlebotomus argentipes, 2523 nucleotides. It is a transcript of the gene ABCD, whose product is annotated as ATP-binding cassette sub-family D member 1. The transcript is spliced from 7 exons. The coding region runs from base 216 to 2243 and encodes 675 amino acids. Gene Ontology annotation, cellular component: peroxisomal membrane. The record is from RefSeq and is a predicted model, not a curated record. Gene Ontology annotation, molecular function: long-chain fatty acid transmembrane transporter activity; ATP hydrolysis activity; ATP binding. Gene Ontology annotation, biological process: very long-chain fatty acid catabolic process; long-chain fatty acid import into peroxisome; fatty acid beta-oxidation. Lineage: Eukaryota; Metazoa; Arthropoda; Insecta; Diptera; Psychodidae.
AACACGUUGAUGUUUGCUUUGUUCUGCCCAGUGUCGAUCAUAACGUAACGUGAAGUGCUACUAUCUCGCUAUACAGUGCUGUCCCUGAAGUUUCACUUGAUAGGGAUUGCUUAAUGUGUUUGAGCUGAUCUAAUUAGCAUCCCGUGAUUUCUAUUCACUGUCACCAAAGGUUCUGUUUCAUUUUUGUCUAGUGACAAAUCACAUUGGACGAAAGCAUGGCUGUGGCGUCAAAGCUUCUGGAUGAAAUGGAACGAUGCGGCUUUUCACGUGAACGUCUUUCAUGGACACUUGUUGGGUGCGCAAUGACGAUAUACACAAUAUGGGUUGCAGGACGACCCUUAAAACGUAUUACAAUGAUACCAAGAUCCACUUCUGACAACAACAACGAAACUGAUAAAACUGUAAAUGUGACAGAAACAGAAAACCAUCUGAUAGAACGACCUCAACCUGGACUUAAUCGUGAAUUCGUAAUGGCAUUGAUACGGCUCAUACGUAUAAUGGUUCCUCGUACUCUCUGCCGUGAAACAGCUCUUCUUGGUGCACAUACUGCUUGUCUCAUAUCCCGAACUUUUCUAUCUAUAACUGUUGCUGCAAUGGAGGGUCGCAUGGUGAAGUAUAUUGUGCAGCGGGAUGUUCGCGCCUUCUCAAAAAUGUUAUUGCAAUGGUUAGGAAUAGCGGUACCCGCUACUUUUGUGAACUCUAUGAUUCGGUACCUUGAAAAUCGUCUGGCUCUAGCAUUUCGAACUCGCCUUGUUAAUCACGUCUAUCGUCUGUACUUCAACAAUCAAGUGUUUUACAGGUGCUCAAAUCUCGAUUCGCGCAUUGAGAAUGCUGAUCAGCUACUAACUGACGAUAUUGCUACCUUUGCAAGUUCCGUAGCACAUUUAUACAGCCACCUGACAAAACCAUGCUUCGAUCUACUUUUGAUUGGUCUGGCUAUGGCGCGAUCUUCGCAACGAAUGCGUGCUAGCAUGUUUUCAGGACCGAUUUUAGCAUUCGUCGUAAUAAGCACCACUGCACAUGUGUUACGUUUGGUAUCACCGAAAUUUGGUUAUCUGGUAGCCGAAGAAGCCAGUCGAUACGGAUAUCUGAGACAUAUUCACUCUCGCAUUAUUACACACGCAGAGGAAAUUGCUUUCUACGGUGGCCACCGGGUUGAAUUGCAACAACUUCGUGAAGCUUAUGACAAUUUAACACGCCACAUGAAUCGCAUCUUUGAACAACGUCUCUGGUUUGUGAUGCUGGAGCAGUUCUUUAUGAAAUAUGUAUGGUCGGGCACAGGAAUGGUAAUGGUAUCUUUGCCUAUUCUUACUACCAAUCGAUCCCGAAUUGGCACAUCGGACAGUAUAAGUGAUCGCACACAGUACCUGACGACAGCCCGUAAUCUGCUUAUAUCAGGGGCAGAUGCAAUCGAACGGCUAAUGUCCAGCUACAAAGAGAUUGUGUCUCUGGCCGGUUACACACACCGCGUGGCUGAUAUGCUUGUCGUAUUUGAUGAUACGAGCCGUGGUGUUUAUACUCGUCGAAGAGUCAAUGGUAACCAACGUGAUAUCAACACCGCUGUUGUAGCAGGUCGAGUAACGACAGGCGGUGUUAGCAUCUGCCUUACUCGCGUACCAAUCGUGACACCAAAUUGUGAUAUAGUGGUAGACAGCCUUUCAGUUACCAUUCAUCCAGGCAUGCACGUACUUAUCACAGGUCCUAAUGGCUGUGGUAAAUCUAGCCUUUUUCGUAUAUUGAGUGGUCUCUGGCCCGUAUAUGGUGGGGAGCUAUGCAUUCCGGCCGCAACUCCUCCUCAACCUUGCAUGUUCUAUAUUCCACAGCGGCCUUAUAUGUCCAUAGGUACACUUCGUGAUCAGUUAAUUUAUCCUGACACACGAGAAGAUAUGGAAAGUAAGAAAAUUGAUGAAUUUUAUCUGCGUAACAUUCUACGUAUGGUAGCACUUGAGCAUAUUGCGCAGCGAGAUAAUCUGGACGAGGUUCGUGACUGGAAAGACAUCUUGAGUGGUGGUGAAAAGCAGCGAAUGGCAAUGGCUCGUUUAUUCUACCAUCGGCCGCGAUAUGCUCUGUUGGACGAAUGUACUAGUGCUGUGUCUAUUGAUGUUGAAAGUAGCAUUUAUGAAGCCGCUAAAAACAUGGGAAUUACGCUUCUCACGAUCACGCAUAGACCCACACUCCGGCGUUUUCACACGCAUCUGCUCGAGUUCGAUGGUCUAGGAAGUUGGGCAUUUACUACACUGUAACUUUAUAGUCUUAAUUUCUUUAUAAAUAUUUGUUUUUAUAUUUUAAUAAAAUUCAACAAAUCACAAAGCACUUUGAUUCUCAUUCUUAUGAUUUUAUUUCUUUCAAUGUAAAGAAGACAACAUUUUGGUUAGUAUGUUAUUCCAAUGAGUAAUGAAAAAUAUGAAUGAUCAACCUUAUACCAAAACACAAUAAGACACUAAACAGGGUUUUUUUUUCUUUUCCCUUUAUUUCUGAUCAGUUUUACCUUUUAUUUUUUUGCAUGAUUAAUGCAUGAUUUAU